Molecule: messenger RNA, 2087 nt
Organism: Sphaerulina musiva SO2202
Lineage: Eukaryota; Fungi; Ascomycota; Dothideomycetes; Mycosphaerellales; Mycosphaerellaceae
Product: cyclin-like protein
Exons: 3
Coding region: 550-1626 (358 amino acids)
Biological process (GO): transcription initiation at RNA polymerase II promoter; transcription preinitiation complex assembly
Cellular component (GO): nucleus; transcription preinitiation complex
Molecular function (GO): TBP-class protein binding; RNA polymerase II general transcription initiation factor activity
Source: RefSeq, a predicted model, not a curated record
CUUCUAUCCACCUCGACACCCUCUCCGCCCUCCACCGCUCCCUGUCUCAGAAACCGCUUGUCGCACCGCGGAAACCACCACGUCCAUCAGACAAUAUCUCACCGAGUUGCUGGCGACUGGUUUUAGCGACUCCCGACCUGCGCGAUCUAACGGCCGACGUCUACGAGAAUCGCGACACCAGUCAAGUCUGACUCUUGUCGCUCUGCUCAAGGACACCUUCACUGGUUUCCGGCCGGACAACUCAGCGCGCACCUCUGUUUCCAACCAGCUCUCUCGCUCUGUGCCGUCACUUCACUCGUCGAUCUGACGCUGCCGAGUAUCGGUCCGCCGUCCAUUCAACGGGUGUGAGGCCGCGACCUCACUCUUAAAAGGUACGACGACCGCCGGAACCUGCUCAAUACCGCCAAAACGCAUUCUCCACUCUUCAUUCGUUGCUUCGCCAAGAAUCACAAGCUCCAGAAGAGCUCAAAAGGCAUCAAAAAGCGGGCUACUUUACGUUUCGAGGACUCGAUCAAAAAAGACUUUGCCGUGCGCAAGCCACUAGCCGUCAUGGCACAAGUACUGUCACCGGGCGCGGUGCCCGAUCCGAUCCCAGUGCCGGCACAGGAGGAAGAGUGGCGUGAGAAUCUGAACGUACGCCUCAUGUGCAGAGAAUGUUGCGAAGAUCCUCCAGAUCUCCGCGAAGACCAUGCGAGCGGUGACCUCCUGUGCGGAAGCUGUGGCUUGGUCUUGCAGGAGCGUUCAAUCGACACGAGCAGUGAAUGGCGCACCUUUUCAAACGAUGACCAGGGUAACGAUGACCCUAGUCGUGUCGGAGAUGGUCCAAACGCUCUCUUGAAUGGCGCGCAGCUCAAUACUAACAUUGCCUUCGGUGAUGGUGGUAUGAAGGCCAAGGACCUACACCGCGCUCAGAACAAAGCGAAUCUGGACAAGGGCAACAAGAGUCUGCUGCAAGCUUACAAGCAGAUCGGCGCACUCUGCGAUGGCUGGCAACUUCCUUCGACCGUGUCAGAUACUGCAAAGCACCUGUAUAAGGAUGCUGAGGAGAGUCGAAUUUUCAAAGGCAAGGGUCAGGACGCGCUCAUCGCAGGCUGCGUCUUCCUGGCCUGUCGCCGCAACGGAGUACCACGAUCCUUUCGCGAGGUUAUGGAUCUUACUAAAGUCACCAAGAAGGAGAUUGGCAAGACAUAUAAGAUGCUCGAAGACUUCAUUAGGCAGAGGGACAAGCAGAAGAGUGCUUCGAAAACUGCGGUCGCUCCUGACGUCUACAAUAAUGCAUACACCACCACUACCGCCGAUCCUGCAGACCUUUGCCAGCGGUACUGCAGCAUGCUGGACAUGGAUCAGCGAAGCACCAAUGUGGCUAUAGCUCUAGCCACAGUCAUGACUAAGACCGGUGCUCUCGCUGGUCGUUCUCCUCUGUCAUCCGCUGCCGCUUGCAUCUUCAUGGCCAGCAUGCUCAUGGGGCAGGCAAAGACUCCUAAAGAUAUCAUGGCCGUGGCAAAGGUUAGCGACAGUACCAUCCGCCAUGCAUACAAGCUGCUCUACGCAGAAAAGGAAAAGCUGCUCACUGAGGAAAUUAUCAAUCGUGGUGCGGACCCGGCCAAGUUAAUAAAGCCAUCUUAGGGGGCAUGGCGACUCCUCUCACCGACGGCAAAGUCUCGAAAAAGUUUCGAAAAGACCGCAAUUUAUCUUGCACACUUUCCACCCAACGACCAUGAGUCACAGCUCUCAGCAAUGGCCAGCCUUGACAGGCGGUGAUCCAUAUACUGCUUUGCGCUAGUGCUCAAACCACUCUUUACAGCCAAAUGGCUGCACAUACACGUUCUCUGGCUUUUCCUACUGUCUUUGACUUUCGAUCAUGGCUACCCAGUUAGAGCCUAUGAGAAUCUGGGACAAAAAAAAGGCUUUUCAAGGGUAUUUUAUCAGAUUGGAUUGCGAGAACCUAGACUGCGGGUGGGCGUCCUGCUUCUGCUCUUGCUUGUUGUCUUCGCUGGAAAGUAGCGAAAGCUCGCCCGCGAUCUCACCAAAACCCAGAAUGGAUGCGAUAGCUGUAUGUAUAGAAGACGCGAUAAUGAAACAAAAAA